AUGUCCUCCGAGUCCAAUACACCACAUAUUGGAUACGGCGUAGUUGUCGGCAUUGGGUUUUUCUUUGCUUUGGUCAUGGUCUUCUUGACCUAUUUACAGUCUAAAUUCACAACAGUAUCGCCGAGUUCAUCAGAAGAAUUCACCAGUGCCUCUAGAAGUGUAAAGCCGGGACUCGUGUGCUGCGGUAUUGUCAGCGCUUGGACAUGGAGUGCGACACUGUUACAGUCUAGUACAGCUGCCUAUACCUUUGGCGUCAGCGGUCCAUGGUGGUAUGGUGUUGGGGGGACUAUACAGCUUGCGAUAUUCGGAAUGGUCGCUGCCAAAGUUAAAAUGAACGCAAACGGAGCUCACACCUUCCUCGAGAUCGUCCAAGUACGGUUCGGGACAGGACCCCAUCUUUUGUUCACAUUCUACGCCUUUUUAUGCAUCAUGGUCGUUUGUGGAUCUCUUCUAUUAGGAGGCGCAGCAACAGUCAACGCUCUGACAGGAAUGAAUACUAUAGCCGCCUGCAUGCUUCUCCCCAUAGGUAUUGCGGUGUAUGUGCUCUGGGGAGGACUUCGGGCUACAUUCAUCUGCGAUUGGAGCCAUACCAUCAUCCUCUUCACCAUAAUCUACAUAUUCAUCUUCAGUGUCUUUGGAACCUCACCCGUGACGGGAGGCUUGCACGGCAUGCACGAUCUACUAACCGAGGCAGGGAAUGAGGUUCCUGUCACAGGGAAUGCGCAAGGCAGUUACCUCACAAUGAAGAGCAAUCAGGGCCUUGUAUUUGGUGCGGCCACGAUUCUCAGUGGAUUUUCAGGAAUCUUCUGUGAUCAAGGCGAGGCUCCUGUCCAUACGCCGUUACUGGCAAAGGGUAUCAUCCUUAAAGCCGCUAUCGCAAGUGACCCGAAGACGACCACAAAAGCAUAUAUGCUCGGUGGGUUAUCCUGGUUCGCGGUCCCAUUUGCAUUCGCCUCGUGCCUGGGACUGGCUGCUCGUGCCCUCGUCAACGAUCCCAGGUUCCCCACUUACCCGGCGCCUUUAUCCCCAGCGCAAACUAGCGCAGGAUUGGCGGCACCAGCGGCCGCAUCGGUGAUCAUGGGCAAAGGCGGAGCAGCGGCAAUCUUACUGGUUGUCUUCAUGGCCGUAACAUCUGCCGUCAGUGCGGAAUUAAUAGGUGUUUCUAGUCUCUUCAUUUAUCGGACCUACUUCCGACCCACCGCGCGGGGACCCGAAAUUGUUCGAGCAUCACAUUAUUUCAUCUGCUUCUGGGCAGUGUGGAUGGGAUGUUGGGCAGUGAUCCUACACAAAGCUAGUAUAGAUCUAGGAUGGCUGUUUUAUGUCCAGGGAGUAGUUCUGAGCCCCGCUGUCAUACCAAUUGCUUUGACGGUGUCCUGGAGUAAGCUUACUCGGGCAGGGGUGCUGUCCGGUGCCCUCAUUGGCGCAACACUUGGUAUGGCAGCAUGGAUGAUAGGUUGUUGGAAAAUAUAUGGCGUGAUUAACGUCGCCAACCUCGCGAACCCAUACUCUGCCGUAUGCAGCGGUUUGACGGGACUUCUGUUCUCGGGGCUAAUUACCGUGGCCGUUUCCCUUCUCAGUCCAGAUGAUUACAGCUUCCAUGGUACUAGGGCGAUAGAAGAUCUAGACAAAGUUGCCUCAAUUCCCCCUGAUAGCCCCCCUCUCACUGUCAGGGGCGACUUCAGUCCAUCUGAGAGGAAAGCAGGGAAAGUCGAUGUAGAAGCGGGGUCAAUCCAAGUGAAAGAAAGUGCACCAUCAGAGCAAGAUGAGCGUGACAAACCUGUCGACAUCACUACCCUUCGAGCAUCAUUCAAACGUGCGGCUAUAUACUCCUCGAGUCUGACCGCCAUUGUCACCAUCAUUGUGCCCAUCCCCAUGUUCUUCAGCAACUACGUCUUCAGCGUGCAAUUCUUUGGGUUCUGGAUUUCCGAUAUGGGUCCUUAUGAGUGGUAUCUUCUGCGUUCUUUUGCCUAUAUGGGAGUCCAGGGCACAAAUAGUGAUUAUCGCAAGGGGAUGCUGGAAGGCACUGAGGUCAUCGCUUCCGCAUUAGGGCAAAAGCAUUAG
Molecule: messenger RNA, 2061 nt
Organism: Pleurotus ostreatus (oyster mushroom)
Lineage: Eukaryota; Fungi; Basidiomycota; Agaricomycetes; Agaricales; Pleurotaceae
Gene: DUR3
Product: urea active transporter
Exons: 25
Coding region: 1-2061 (686 amino acids)
Biological process (GO): urea transmembrane transport
Cellular component (GO): plasma membrane
Molecular function (GO): urea transmembrane transporter activity
Source: RefSeq, a predicted model, not a curated record